Messenger RNA from Microtus oregoni (creeping vole), 2520 nucleotides. RefSeq names its product kelch like family member 41 (gene Klhl41). Gene Ontology annotation, molecular function: protein binding. The coding region runs from base 274 to 2094 and encodes 606 amino acids. The transcript has 6 exons. The record is from RefSeq and is a predicted model, not a curated record. Lineage: Eukaryota; Metazoa; Chordata; Mammalia; Rodentia; Cricetidae.
UCACCUGAAUGUCUUGUUUCUUAGCGGUUUCCUUGGUGACCAGAAGUUCCAGUUGUUACUUUCAAUCUCAGACAGCUGAACAACUCUCCGUUCCAAGCCAGCUCUCUUAAAUUCUAGUCGUUAGAGCUGGUGUCUAUAUUUAGCCGGUGGGAUUAAAUUGCAAAGGCUCCAGGCUGCGCGGAGCAGACUGAUCCGCCUUUUUACAGCUAGACCCGUGUGCAGCAAGGAGCGAAGACCCUCAGUGUCCCCUUCCUUACCCAGGUUCCUCACAGAAUGGAUUCCCAGCGGGAGCUUGCAGAGGAACUCCGGCUUUACCAGUCCACCCUUCUUCAGGAUGGUCUAAAAGAUCUCCUGGAAGAGAAAAAAUUCAUCGAUUGCACCCUCAAAGCAGGCGACAGAAGUCUUCCUUGCCACAGACUGAUAUUGUCUGCUUGCAGUCCUUACUUCCGUGAGUAUUUCUUAUCUGAAAUUGAGGAGGAGAAAAAAAAGGAGGUCACGCUAGAUAACGUGGAUCCUGCUAUCCUUGAUUUGAUCAUCAAAUACCUGUACUCUGCCAGUAUCGAUCUCAAUGACGCAAACGUGCAAGACAUCUUCGCCCUGUCCAGCCGCUUCCAGAUCCCCUCAGUCUUCACCGUCUGUGUGUCUUACCUUCAGAAACGACUGGCUCCUGGUAACUGUCUGGCCAUCCUAAGAUUGGGUCUUCUCCUUGACUGCCCAAGACUCGCCAUUUCUGCCCGGGACUUUGUCUCAGAUCGCUUUGCGCAGAUUUGUAAGGAAGAAGACUUCAUGCAGCUGUCUCCGCAGGAGCUGAUCUCGGUCAUUUCAAAUGAUGGUCUCAACAUAGAAAAGGAGGAAGUGGUGUUUGAGGCUGUGAUGAAAUGGGUGCGGACAGACAAAGAAAACAGGGCGAAAAGCCUUAGUGAAGUGUUUGAUUGUAUUCGUUUCCGCCUCAUGGCAGAAAAAUACUUCAAAGAUCACGUCGAGAAAGAUGACAUAAUUAAAAGCAACCCCGAAAUCCAGAAGAAAAUCAAAGUUCUAAAAGAUGCUUUUGCAGGCAAACUCCCGGAACCUAGCAAAAACGCAGAGAAGGCAGGGGGCGGCGAGGUGAACGGUGAUGUCGGGGAUGAAGACUUACUUCCUGGUUACCUCAAUGAUAUUCCCAGACAUGGAAUGUUCGUUAAAGAUCUCAUCCUCUUGGUCAAUGACACAGCUGCGGUAGCUUACGACCCCAUGGAAAACGAGUGUUACCUUACCGCCUUAGCAGAGCAGAUCCCCAGAAACCAUUCCAGUAUCGUUACCCAACAGAAUCAGAUCUACGUGGUCGGAGGGCUGUACGUGGAUGAAGAAAAUAAGGAUCAGCCCCUACAGUCGUACUUCUUCCAGCUUGACAGCAUAACAUCUGAGUGGGUCGGACUUCCUCCUCUACCAUCAGCCAGGUGUCUCUUUGGUUUGGGAGAGGUGGAUGACAAAAUCUACGUGGUUGCCGGCAAAGACCUCCAAACAGAAGCUUCGCUAGACUCCGUCUUAUGCUAUGAUCCCGCGGCUGCAAAAUGGAGUGAAGUGAAAAAUCUUCCUAUUAAAGUUUAUGGCCAUAAUGUGAUUUCCCAUAACGGGAUGAUCUACUGUCUAGGCGGAAAGACAGACGACAAGAAGUGUACAAACAGAAUGUUUAUCUACAACCCCAAAAAGGGAGACUGGAAAGAUCUGGCUCCUAUGAAGACCCCUCGUUCCAUGUUUGGAGUGGCAAUCCAUAAAGGCAAAAUUGUAAUCGCAGGGGGUGUCACCGAGGACGGUCUCUCUGCUUCAGUUGAAGCUUUCGACCUCAAGACCAAUAAAUGGGAAGUGAUGACGGAAUUUCCCCAAGAAAGAAGCUCCAUCAGUCUGGUCAGCCUGGCCGGAUCCCUGUACGCCAUCGGCGGUUUUGCAAUGAUCCAACUGGAAUCGAAAGAGUUUGCACCCACUGAAGUCAAUGACAUAUGGAAAUAUGAAGAUGAUAAAAAAGAAUGGGCUGGGAUGUUGAAGGAAAUACGUUAUGCUUCGGGAGCUAGUUGCCUAGCAACACGCUUAAAUCUGUUCAAACUGUCUAAACUGUAAACAAGGUGACAACAAUAACCGUUUGAGAAGUGGCUUGUUGGGACAAGAGGCCUAUAAUUUACUGUCUUUCUUUAAGCCUGUACAAUGAUUCAUGUAGAGUCUCUGAGGUUGACAGUGUAGCCGGAUCUCGGAGUCACUGCUUGUUCCAAUGCUGCCGAGUAUAGAAUUGUUUGCUAAGAGCUUUAGUGUUCAGCUGAACAGUGUUCUUUUGUUAAACUUUACUCAAAGAUGUGGGCUUUCUAAAUCUGAGCUGUUUACUAAGCCUUUGUAUUAUUAAGGUACAUUUACACUUGUUUUCUAUUGUCAAUGAAAUGCAUAUGUCUACAUUCUAAAGAAAUGUUUGAGUAACAGAACCCUUUCCUCACAUUGUGAGCGAUGACAAGGAUCUUGUGCAUUGUAACGAAGAUGACUGGAAAUGCUGUUUAA